ACUGUAACCAGCCCAUCAACAACCUCAAGCCUGUUUCCAAACGAUUCGCCGCUCGGCGAAGAAUCCCUCCCUGCAGCCAUGGCUGAGAAGAAGAGAAAAUCGAAAGAAGAAAGCGGCGGAGGUAGAUUGCAGAAGAAGAGAAAGAAUUCGAAACCCAAAACUCUAAAGAAGAGGACUGGCCCUCGCCUGCCGUCCAAGCUACGAAAGGAGCUCGAUCUCGUUAAUCCUAAUCCUUUGAAAGGUGGCGGCGACGAAGAGAUCAAUUCCGAUGAAGGAGAGUUGCUGGCAAAUAAUCUGUACGAGUAUGAAGAGGCGGCGCCGGAAGAGGAGUCCAAGAAGAAUCGGCGUUUCGACUCGGUCGAGAACUUCGAGUACGAGCUGCCUGAAGAUUUCAAGGAUGAGAACAUUGCGUCCGAUGAUGAUGACAUUGAAGGUGAAGAUGAGGAAAACAAUCGAAGUGAAAAUUCAAGCCAUCUUGGUGAUGAAGUUGAAGAGGAAGAUGAUGGAAGGCAUAUGAGGAUGCUGCAAGGAAUCACUGGAAUGCCGAGUGAGGCUUUUGAAGGUAAGAAAAGGAAAAAUAAUGUUGUUGUGUCUGAGGCAUACCCAGAGUCUGAAUACAAUCCUAGUCGUGAUGUUCUGGAAGGCAAUGGUCGCAUUAGCAUUCAGGAUCUUCUGGACCCUCUCCAUGGAAAGUCCGGAUAUAGCAAACUUAGAAAGAGAAUGCAUCAAGUGGAAAGAAAGUCCAUGUCUGUUCAUGCUCCGCUUCCAAAAGCGGAUAGGGAAAAGUUGGAGAGGAAGGUGGCUUAUGAACAAUCAAAGAAGGACAUUACCAAGUGGGAGCCAUUAGUCAAGAAGAAUAGGGAGGCACCUACGGUUUAUUUUGACGAAGAUGUAGACUUGGGGUUUUCAACUGUAGGGGCCAUAGCUUCUGAAUUUGAACCAAGAACUGAUUUCGAGAAGAAAAUUGCUUCAUUAGUCCAUGAUGACAAGGUUUUGGAAGCUCACAGACAAGAUGGUUCCAGGCUUCUUGAACUGAACAAGAUAUCUGUUGAAGAUGUCAAGGAACGUCAUAAUCGCAUUGCUAAAAUGCGUAGUCUUCUUUUCAAUCAUGAAAUGAAGGCAAAACGCAUAAAAAAAAUCAAGUCCAAAACAUAUCACCGCUUGUUGAAGAAGGAUAGAUUGAAAACUGCAUCUGCUGAAAUACAAAUGGAUCCAGAAGCUGCUAAGGAACUUGCAAUGAAACAAGAGUUCAAGCGUGCAGAGGAACGCUUGACUUUGAAGCACAAAAACAGCUCCAAGUGGGCAAAGCGCAUUUUAAAGCGUGGGUUGGAUGUUCAAGAUGAAGGAACUCGAGCUGCUAUAACUGAGCAGCUCCAUCAGCAUGCUCUUUUGACCAGAAAAAUGCACUCUAUGAAGGACAUUAGCAGUGAUGAAAGUAGUGAUGACGAUGAUUUUGAUGAAAAUUCAGCAGGUUCAGAUGAGGAUGGAGCAUCCAAGUUGUUAGCGAAAGCAAAAGAGAAAACACUCGAAGUGCUGGAAGAAGAGGACAAAAUCCCUGACUCAGGAGUGCUAUCUUUACCUUUUAUGGUCCGUGGCUUGAAGAAGAGAAAAGAGGCAGCUUAUGAAGAAGGUAAGCUUGCUAUCAAUGAAUUUGAGGCAUCAUUAAAGCAAAUGGAGCUUGGGAGUGGGGCUGAGAAUCUAAAAGAGACUGCUUCAAGUGGUAGACGUGUUUUCGGCACAGUUAAGAAGCAAAUUCAAGAGUUCAGUAAUAAAGAUGCUCAUUAUAAUAAUAGUGAUAGUGAAGAUGAAUUCAAGGUCAAAGAAAAUAUUGAAGCUGCGAAUGACCAGAAUAAUAAUUUGCCAAAGCAUGUUGACAUAGAUGCUGGUCUACUUCGCGAAGAGUCUGAGAUUGGUCAGGAUCCUAUAUUUAAGAGUUUCGAUGAUAUAGUUAGAGACCCAGGCCCCAAGACAACACAUGAAGUUGCAAUGUUUGCAUCCGGCUCGUGGAAAAAGAUGAAGAGUGAAAAUGAAGCAAAUGGCAAUAUCAUAAAGCCUCCCAAAUCUGUGGAACCUCCUAGGCAUAAUAAGGAUCAAGGGGAAGUUGGUGGGGAUAGUGAUACAGAUGAUGAGGGACAGAUGGUAGAUGGCACUUUGUCUUCUGGCAUGAAGGCAACUUAUGAACUUCCAUCCCAAGCAGAGCUUAUUCGCCGCGCUUUUGCUGGGGAUGAUGUGGAGGAAGAUUUUGAGAAGGAUAAAGAAGAAAUUCUAAAAGGGGAAAAUCCUGAACCUGAAAAACCUGUUUUGCUUCCUGGUUGGGGCCAAUGGACUCAUGUACAGCAAAAGAAAGGGUUACCUUCUUGGAUGCUUGAAGAGCAUGAAAUUGCCAAAAAAAAGAGGGAAGAAGCUCUUAAGAAGAGGAAGGAUGCGCAUCUUAAGCAUGUAAUCGUCUCUGAGAAGUUGGAUAAAAAGGCUGAGAAACUACAUACCAAAACUUUGCCUUUCCCAUACACAUCCAAGGAAGUUUUUGAACAGAGUAUUCGAAUGCCUAUUGGACCUGAAUUCAAUCCAGCGGUAGUCCUUGGAGCUCUUAAUAGACCAGAAGUGGUGAAGAAGGCUGGUGUUAUUAUAAAACCAAUCAAAUACAAAGAUGUGAAUCCCCAUGAAGGAGUGGAAGAACAUGGGCAGGGCGGGAAAAAACAGAAUACCAAGAAGAGUAAAGGCGUGGGUGGCAAAACUAUAAAAAAGACAAACAAUCUGAAGCGAUGAUAACAUGCCCCACCAGCUAGUACGCCAUUGUAGGCCUUUUAGAUUCAAUUCAAGAUUCACCUCGACUUCGCAUGCUGGUUCAAAAUGUUGCAUGGGGUUCAAGAUUCACCUCUGCUUUGUUUACUGCCUGCAAAAUGGUGUAAAAGAUGCUCCAUUGCUUUUCACUGGGGGCAAAGUUUUGAUUGAGGGAUGGGCAAUUUUUUUUUCUAUAUUGAGAGAGAUGGGACCCUUGUGGGUAUAGAUAUGAUUCCAUGUCCCAAAUUUUAUUGUGCAUUUUUUUUUGAAGUUCGAGUUGAUUAACUUUAAUUCCGGCCAGGUUGAUUCACGGCUACUUUUGUAUGGGAUGGAUUUGGAUUCACAUUCAAUUCUAACCUACUUAUGUUGGAUAAAAUUGAUUCUUUGACAUUUA
Molecule: messenger RNA, 3175 nt
Organism: Vitis riparia (riverbank grape)
Lineage: Eukaryota; Viridiplantae; Streptophyta; Magnoliopsida; Vitales; Vitaceae
Product: U3 small nucleolar RNA-associated protein 14 homolog A
Exons: 11
Coding region: 79-2766 (895 amino acids)
Biological process (GO): rRNA processing
Cellular component (GO): nucleolus; small-subunit processome
Source: RefSeq, a predicted model, not a curated record